GCCGGUGGCGGGCGCAGGUGGCGGAGGCGCUUGUAGCUGUCGCCCGGCAUGUGGGGCGCAGGCCCAGCCGUUGUAAUCGCCUUGUGCACCGGCCUUUGGCUCUCCCACCUCCGGCCCGCGAAGGGCCAGGAGGCCGGAGGGCGGCCGGGGGCCGACUGUGAAGUAUGUACAGAAUUCUUGGGCAGAUUCUACGACUCCCUGAGAGCCAGAGGAAUCGACUUUGCUCUGGAUACCAUAGAAAAAGAACUGAUCAGUUUUUGCUUGGAUGUCAAAGGAAAAGAGAAUCGCCUGUGCUAUUACCUAGGCGCCACUUCGGAUGCGGCCACCAAGAUCCUUGGCGAGGUCACACGACCCAUGAGUGUGCACGUGCCGGCCAGGAAGAUCUGUGAGAAGCUCAAGAAGAUGGACAGCCAGAUCUGUGAACUGAAAUACGACAGGAAGUUGGACUUGGCCUCGGUGGACUUGCUGAAGAUGAGAGUGGCCGAGCUGAAGCAGAUUCUGUACCGCUGGGGAGAGGAGUGCAAGGCCUGUGCUGAGAAAUCCGACUAUGUGGAGCUCAUCCGGGAGCUGGCGCCCAAGUACGCAGCGGCGCCGGCCCAGACAGAACUCUGAAGCCCGGAUGAUAAUGUGCCACGGGAUGGCAGUGGAGGACACGGUCAUCCGGACCGACAAACCCCAGGAGCUGCGGGGCGUGUGGUCCAUGCUUUGUUGGCUGAAUUGAUAACUCUGAGUGAGUUACUCAGCUCCUGAAGUAA
This is a messenger RNA of Sorex fumeus (smoky shrew), 755 nucleotides long. RefSeq names its product cerebral dopamine neurotrophic factor (gene CDNF). The record is from RefSeq and is a predicted model, not a curated record. Gene Ontology annotation, cellular component: endoplasmic reticulum. Bases 49 to 612 code for a protein of 187 amino acids. The transcript has 4 exons. NCBI's taxonomy places the organism in Eukaryota, Metazoa, Chordata, Mammalia, Eulipotyphla, Soricidae. Gene Ontology annotation, biological process: dopaminergic neuron differentiation; neuron projection development.